UCUGACUCUUUGGCUACGCUGACACAUCGUCUGAGAAAGGACAAGCUACGUCUUCCGGACGAACUGUUGCUUCAGCUGCUGAGAUGUUCCUGUGCUGUUGGUUGGGUCUGGUGGCUCUCAUCCCCACAACCUUAAGCACCAAUCCUGGAGUAAAGGUCAGGCUGACAGAAAAGGGCAUUGAAUAUGGCAGGCAACUGGGCAUGGCUGUCAUCCAGCAGAAACUCAGAUCAAUCAAAAUUCCAGACUUUUCUGGGAAAGAGAAGGUGUCUCCGAUUGGAGAGGUUCAGUAUAGUUUGUCAAAUAUGCACAUAGUUAAUGUGGGCUUACCAAAGUCUUCAGUGGAUCUGGUGCCAGGGACUGGAGUCACACUGUCUAUAGGUGAUGCCUUCAUCAGUCUGAAUGGAAACUGGAGGGUCAAGUACCUGCGAAUAAUAAAGGACAGCGGGUCUUUUGAUUUGGAUGUGAAUGGUCUCAGUAUCGCUACAACCAUCUCCAUCAAGAGUGACGAGACAGGCCGACCAGCGGUCAGUAGUGACAGCUGCUCAGCCACUGUUGGAAGUGCAAAGGUCAAGUUUCAUGGUGGAGCAAGCUGGCUGUACAAUCUCUUCACAACAUUUAUUGAUAAGGCUCUGCGCAACGCACUCCAGAAACAGAUCUGCCCCCUGGUGUCUGAUGCAGUAUCUGAUUUAAACCCUCAGCUGAAAACUCUCAAUGUCUUAGCCAAGGUGGACAAGUAUGCAGAGAUUGAAUAUUCCAUGGUAUCGUCACCGACUGUUUUAAAGUCCUCGAUAGAUCUGAGCUUGAAGGGGGAAUUUUACAACAUCGGGAAGCAUCAGGAGCCUCCGUUCUCACCAGCGGCCUUUAACCUGCCACCCCAGAACAACAACAUGUUGUACAUCGGCAUGUCUGCCUUUACUGUCAACUCUGCAGCCUUCGUCUACAACAAUGCUGGAGUCCUCAGCCUGUCCAUCACUGACGACAUGAUACCAAAAAGCUCUCCAUUCCGACUCAACACCAAAACGUUUGGAGCCUUUAUCCCACAGAUUGCUAAGCAGUUCCCAGGUCUGAUGAUGAAGCUGCUGGUGAAGACAGUGAAAAUCCCCACACUGACCUUUGAGCCCAACAACGCAACAGUCCAGGCCACCACCACAAUGACGGCCUUUGCCAUCCAGCCCAACUCUACUCUGUCCCCUCUUUUUGUCCUGAACUUGGAGGCCAGCGUGAGUGCCCGUAUGUUUGUCAGUGAAAUGAAAUUGGCUGCAGCUGUCACCCUCAACAAAAUGGAUCUGACCCUGGCCAAAAGUUAUGUGGGAGACUUUCAGGUGGGACCACUGGAAAAUGUCUUUAAAGGGGUUCUCAAAUUGGUGGUGAUACCCGCAGUUAAUGUCCAACUUGCUAAGGGAUACCCACUGCCCACAAUUGGAAAGAUGAAGCUUAUGAACACCCAGCUUGAUGUGCUGAAGGACUACAUGCUGAUUGGGACAGAUGUUCAGUUCAGCUGAACUGCACUCCUGAAAACUCCCAGGAGUCUUUUCUGCAUUCUGGCAUCCUUCCAUGAAGACACAAUUACAGUCAGAGUACGAUAAUCUAGCAGAUAUUCCACAAAAAAAAAAAAAAAGAAAGAAAAAAAAGAAUGAGAAUGAGUAUUACUUCUGUCUGAUGACUGUUUGGACAUCAUCUGAUUUUUAAAAUAUAUAUUAUAUAUUUUCUAUGCAUUGAUUUUGUGAACUUUUGUGAUAGGUAUAUAAACAGUUGAUACCGACCUAAUCUUUUCUUCAUUAUGACCUGAAACCAGUGGCUGAGCCCAUAAACUCAUCAGGAAAGUUUGUACUGGUGUCAAGGGUACGAUUCAGUGGUCCAUUUUGUUUAGGAAGAUCCUGAGUGAGUGAAGUAACCUGGAAGUCUCUACAUGAUGUCCAUAGCUUCAGAAGGGUUCAGAACAUUGUAACAGUUACAAAAUAAUCUAACACACUCACAUAGUCCUGUUAAUAGCAACAUUUGGACAGGAAUUUCACUUUUAUUGUUACAGAUUCAAUAAAAUCUGUGAUAAAAAGUAACUUCCUGUACGCAGAUUACUGAGAUCGCUUUAUUUCUGCUCUGUUUCAUUAAAAUAAAAGUGUUAUUGAGG
This is a messenger RNA of Pelmatolapia mariae (spotted tilapia), 2128 nucleotides long. Its product is annotated as bactericidal permeability-increasing protein-like. The record is from RefSeq and is a predicted model, not a curated record. Gene Ontology annotation, molecular function: lipid binding. Bases 84 to 1502 code for a protein of 472 amino acids. The transcript has 16 exons. NCBI's taxonomy places the organism in Eukaryota, Metazoa, Chordata, Actinopteri, Cichliformes, Cichlidae.